Messenger RNA from Tripterygium wilfordii, 1315 nucleotides. Its product is annotated as 18S rRNA aminocarboxypropyltransferase. Gene Ontology annotation, molecular function: rRNA small subunit aminocarboxypropyltransferase activity. The transcript is spliced from 10 exons. Bases 130 to 1014 code for a protein of 294 amino acids. The record is from RefSeq and is a predicted model, not a curated record. NCBI's taxonomy places the organism in Eukaryota, Viridiplantae, Streptophyta, Magnoliopsida, Celastrales, Celastraceae. Gene Ontology annotation, biological process: maturation of SSU-rRNA.
UUUUCUUAUUAUUAGGGGGGGAAAAAGCAACUCGGCUGGAAACCUAGGCGAAGACACCACCGUUUCGUUCCUCUCUCUCUCUCGAUUUUACGCCUCAGCUCGAAUUCGCUUUCCGUGUAACGAAUAACGAUGGGUCACAGUAAGACGAGACGAUUCAAAACCAGCCACUCCAAUCGCGGGCAGACCAGUAGAUGCGAUCAGCUUACACGUGAAGAUGAGUCUCUCCCGUCUGGUCAAGGAACUGAAGAAGAGCCUACAGCUCCAAAAAUUCAGCUCGCAAUGUGGGAUUUUGGACAAUGUGAUGCAAAAAGGUGCACGGGACGCAAACUUUCAAGAUUCGGCAUGUUGAAAGAAUUGCGGGUGAAUAAUGGUUUUGGCGGCAUUGUUUUAAGCCCUGUUGGGAGUCAAUGUGUCUCUAAAGAAGAUCAUAGCUUGAUGAAGAGAAAAGGAUUAGCUGUAGUGGACUGUUCAUGGGCACGCCUGGACGAUGUACCAUUUGUGAAGCUGCGUUGUGCUGCUCCUCGCUUGUUGCCAUGGCUGGUAGCAGCAAAUCCAGUAAAAUAUGGCCGGCCUUGUGAGCUAUCUUGUGUAGAGGCUCUUUCUGCAGCUUUACUGAUAUGUGGGGAGGAGGAAACUGCAAACAUGCUGCUAGGCAAGUUCAAGUGGGGUCAUGCUUUUCUGUCCCUUAACGGGGAUCUUCUAAAGGCAUAUUCUCAGUGUGAAAGCAGUGCUGAUGUCAUUUCCUUCCAAAAUAAUUGGCUUUCUCAACAAAGUCAGGUUCCAAAGGCUCUCGCAGACAUUAAAGAAGUGGACGCUACAGAGAAUCAGGAUUCUGAUGGUGAUUCUGACGAUGGUCUUCCACCCCUUGAAAGGAAUACAAAUCAUUUGAACCUGCAAGACAGGGAAGUAGACACCAGUGAGGGUUCUGAUGAUGAUUCUGAAGAUGGUCUUCCACCACUCGAAAGGAAUAUGAAUCAUUUGAACUUGCAUGAAAGUGAUGAAGAAAGCGAGUAGACUAGAUAUAUAUUCAAUUACUUGGCAAUACAAGAUGAAGGAAUCAGCGCCCCGACCAGACCCAAGUUCUUAAGAGAUGGCUGGUAGAUAACAUCUCAAUUCCUACUACCUUAUGUUUUGGCUCAGAGCAUGUAUUAGUUAAUACACUUUUUUGCUUGCUAUUUUCGUGCUUUUGCAGAUGAAUAGAUGAUAAGAGGUUUUUGUUGUUUGAAUGUAGAAAUACUCGCACACGGGCCAUUGCAUGCUAGGCUCCACCAAAAAGGCAAAAUUCAUAUUUUUUUUUUAAUUUCGAACAAAACUA